Molecule: messenger RNA, 3527 nt
Organism: Varroa destructor (honeybee mite)
Lineage: Eukaryota; Metazoa; Arthropoda; Arachnida; Mesostigmata; Varroidae
Product: venom protease-like
Biological process (GO): proteolysis
Molecular function (GO): serine-type endopeptidase activity
Source: RefSeq, a predicted model, not a curated record
UGUCCGAAGUAUAUAAGGACGAACGGACACCAGCCUACCAACAAAGCGAAUUGUACAGCACUAUUGUCAGUCGACGCCCAGUCAAGAUCAAGUUCAAAAGACGGCCUUGUAUAUAGCAAGAACAAGCAAUUACAGUGUGUUACCGAAACUCCGAGAUCGUCCUCUUAGCAAGAGGUAUAUGGGAAAGACGGUUCCGGACACCAGUGCGUGCUUGAAUAGAGCACUCAUAGAGGAACAAGCUAGUGGAACGCAUCGUACACAAGGAUAAUACUCGAUGCGGUGUUUUUUAUUAGUGAUAUCUGCUUGACACACUCGACAGCAAUAUUAAUAUCAAUUGAGGAUAUAUGCAAUUUAAUGAAAUUGCCAUAGGUAGUUGGUGUACAUUGAGUGCGUGACUUUGGACGCAAAAAUUCUCAAGUGUCUCUACAAGUUCUCAUGGUGUACAUUGUUCAUGCCGCAAGUUCUGUAUAGUUUCUGGUUGCAUCGAUAUUCAAGUAAGGCUAAGACUGAGCACAAAAUGUUUAUUUCUCGUGAGAAUUAAUCUUGAGUGCGCCCCUAAGGAAGACCCUUCACGAAGACGGAUAAUAGACCGACAAAGCACUUUGAUUUUUUCGCUCAGACGAGAGUACAGUCUAGUGGUUAUUCAUAGUGAAGUACUCAGUACGUGACGAUGUGUUUUAUAACACGAGACCUGUGCCUCUGGCUUGGUUUUUGUUUGCUAUACUUGGUUGGAAGCAGUGAAGCGCAAAAACGACAGAGCGCCAAUGAUCUUUCUGCAGACCACGAAGGAGAUAGGCUCCUGUAUUCCGCAUGUGGUAGAUCUACAGCAAGACGUCAAAGGGUCGUGGGUGGUGAGGACGUCUACGACGGUGAAUUUCCUUGGCUUGUAUCAAUCCAACUAUUGCCAGCCUUAGGGGAGAACAAGUGCGGAGGCACUAUACUCAAUGAUCGGUGGAUCCUUACGGCUGCACAUUGUUUCCAUGGAUACAGCAAGUCGAACUUCGUCGUACGCGUGGCCGAUUUUAACUUACGCCGCAAGGAAAUGCGACCCCAGCAGGCGCUUACCAUGGCAAUCGAAAAGUUAGUCGUGCAUCCACAAUACAGGAAGGAUCGAAAAUAUGACAACGACAUUGCCCUUAUUAAACUGGCCAAGGAUAUUGAAUUCUCCCCAUACUCUCUGCCAGCGUGUCUCCCAACCCUUCGUCUAGCUUCCACGGCCGGUAUCAACGUAACAGUUAUUGGGUGGGGCAAACUUGCCGAAGCUGGGAAACUUCCAGAGACUCCUCGGAAAACUUCAUUAAUAGUAUUUGAUAACGCACAGUGCAAUGAUUGGCUGGCAUCGCUUCGAAUGCGUCUACUCGACAACCAUCUCUGUGCAGGCGUUAGCAAAGGUGGAAGAGACGCCUGUCAGGGGGACUCUGGCGGUCCGCUGAUGGCAGUAGAAGAUGGACGAUACGUCGUUGUUGGCGUUGUCUCAACUGGCUAUGGCUGUGCUCGCCCGAAGACACCGGGCGUUUAUGCAAGGGUGUCCUCCUUUCUGCCUUGGAUCAAUAACGUUAUCAAUUAACAGUGGAUUAAUUGUCUCUAAGAGUUUCGGGUGACAACAACAACACAAAAGCUACACUAAUUGCGACCGUUUACACAGAAAGGGAAUGCCAAACGAAGUGUGGAAAACCACCAGCUUAGACCCGUUGGGUAUCCUGAGCGUUUGGCUUGAACCCAAAUCUAUUGUGUCAACAUAGUUGUUUAAAAAGACUUACUCCCACCUUUAUUCUUAGUAGCUUUAUUGGAUUCCGGCAUAUUUUUUGGCAUAUUGAAGUACUGUAUACUGCUACAAUGCCCAUACAGAACUAGGACUCUUUGUGACACGUUGGCUUAUUCCAAUAUAUGUGGGAAUAAAAGUGAAUAGUCGAGUCUGGUUUGGCGUUACUAGUGAUAACGGCUACAGAAAAACUAACGAGCCCUAUCACUGUUAGUGCUAGAAUAUAUCCUUAGGAACAGAUACAAGUGUAAAGUAAUAAAUGGUGGUUAAACACAAAUGUCAUUGACAACCGGUUAGUAAAAACUAAAGAAUGGGUCAAAGUGAACACAUGUAUGAAAUAUAUAAUACCAAAUGCCAGUGUCUCAUUGAUCUACUAUAGCUGUCACCUGGAUGAAAAGAAGUAAUAAUGAAGAAAAAGAAGAUCUCUACAACAUAUUCUAUUUUUUAGAUCGGCAAUCCGCAACUGCCACGCAUCGAACACUGCCGAUGUGCUAUGAAUGCAACAUGGUUAGUCAUUUGGUUUGGUUUUUGCCCUAUUUAUAUAAAAUAUGACGAGCUGUAUUGAAAAAAAUGUAUAAAAGUAAUCUUUCGGCACAUUCAAGGUCCGCUGGGUCGGAUGUAACCUAAAUCCUAUUGUUUUCAAAGCCUUGGCACCUACUCUGGUUUUCCCUUGAAAAGGAAGUCCGAAACACCAUUUCUUCUGAAAAUUCCUUAUGUCUGAAUUAAGAGUGCUUUAUCUGAGGUUUUCUAUUUUUCUUCUUUGUGAUGCUUGACCAACAGUCUGUCUCAAUGUGUAUUCAUUUUUAGCUUUCGCUUUGGCAAUAUUGAAUAAUUAUUUUUUAUGCGAUUCGUAAUUGUGUGUUCCAAGAUAAACCCAAGCUCUAUUCAUCCCAUUUAACUUUGUGGAAACAAGGAUAUUUCUCAGCACUUUGCUUUCAGUUAUUAUUUACGUCAUUAAGGACAAUUUAUAUUAAUUUUCAUGAAUUCAUGAAAAACUUUAGGAUCUAAAAUAAUAUCAAAGAUUUUCGGAUUUUUCUAAAAUCACCGGAACUCCUUAAAGCGUUGUCGUUACGGCUGCGACUUAUAACCAGAAAGAAAAAAUAUGUAGAACAAUUAAUCAAUUUGAUAUGCAUUACUGCAUUACUUAGAUCUAUGAAUAAAAAAAACACAUCGAAUGCCCUUGUAAUUGAAAUUAUACAGCGAACACAUGUUGUAAUCUAAAUGCGCAAAAACUAUACACAUCGAAGGAUAGUUUUGAUAACCUGUUUUAGCUUAAUUCGGACAACAAUUGAACGAAGUUGAAGUAUCAAUUGAUGUGGAAACUAGAAGUUUAAGGCUUCAUAUGCAGAAGCACUUAGAAAAUGCAUUUCUACCAAAUGUUAAAACUAUUUCACCGUUUUUGCGAUAAACAAGAACACGUUCUCUAGUAUUACCCUGUAUGUGCAUAUAUCGAAAUUAGCUAGCAAAUGUGAUAACUGGGUCAAGCUGCCUCUGUGUCUGUCACCCUUUAUUUUUUGUCAUCAAGUGGUUUUGAACUAAUGAACACUAUAAAUCGAUAUUUUAUUUAUUUCGUAGGUAUAGCGUAUACUACAAUUUACUGGCUAUGAUAACGUCAAAAAUAAAACACGAUUCUACAGAAGACAUGUAACGAGUUCUUGAAAACUCGUUCAAAUGCGGACUACACAUACAUGUGCUGACAUUCUAUACCUUACACUGUGGGAAGAUGUUUAUGAAGACAUUCAAAAACUAAGAAAAAAAAAAUAAA